Molecule: messenger RNA, 576 nt
Organism: Homarus americanus (American lobster)
Lineage: Eukaryota; Metazoa; Arthropoda; Malacostraca; Decapoda; Nephropidae
Exons: 4
Coding region: 62-466 (134 amino acids)
Source: RefSeq, a predicted model, not a curated record
UAUAAAACUGCUUGCUAGAGGGGAAUUCAUCAACAGUUUCUUCUACGAGCGAAGAAGAAAGAUGAAGUGCUUUUUGGUCCUCCUCAGCCUCUGCGCCCUGGCCUGGGGUCAAGAAGAGCAUCUAUGUGGGUGCGGCGCCUUCGCCAACACACCGGAGGGAGAGAUCAUGAUCGACGAGCUCCCGCCUAUUGAAAUCGCGAACUGUGAGGAGGGAAACAGAUGCCAACUCGUGUGUUCAGAGGAGUGGCUGAAAUAUACGAACGACGGGGACCUGAACCUCCUAGUGGGCAACAUUACCCUGGGCCAGGAGAUGUGUGAUGGUCUCGAAAGACUGGGCUUUAAUGACUUCGCACCUCAGGAGAUUACUCUGUACUACAACGUGUGUGAAGGACCGUGGGAGACGAAUGGUCUGGCCACUGACGACGAUCUCUGUUGCGUGAAUGGUGUGUUCCCUGGUGAAUGCUAAGAUCUUCACGUAAUGUACUUGUAGCAGCUGUAACAAAUACUCCGAUCUUGGACAAAUUUCAGGCUGUUUGAAGAGGCACUGAUAUGUUAUUAAAUUGUGUUUAGAAAUUA